AUGGCAGGCGUAUUAUUUGAGGAUAUCUUCAACGUCAAAGACAUGGACCCUGAAGGAAAGAAAUUCGAUCGAGUUAGUCGAUUACACUGUGAAUCGGAGUCGUUCAAAAUGGACUUGAUUCUUGAUAUCAAUUCGUGGGUUUAUCCAAUGGAGAUAGGUGAUAAGUUUAGAUUGGUGCUUGCGACGACUCUUAGAGAGAACGGGUACCCAGAUGGAGGAGAAUGGAAUCCUCUGGAAACCGAGGGAAACCGUGCAGACAGCUUUGAAUAUGUCAUGUCGGGGAAAGUUUAUAGGAUAGAAGGAGAUGAAGCCGCGAUGGAACCUGCCUCCAGACUAGCCGCAUAUGUAUCGUUCGGUGGUCUCCUAAUGAGACUGCAAGGAGACGCAAACAACUUGCACGGGUUUGAAGUCGACCAGCACAUGUAUCUUUUAAUGAAGAAAUUGGCUUUCUAAAUUUAGUAACAAUUAUGUAUAAGAGUUUAAUUUAAGAUAAAAUAAGUUUAUUAAUUUUACAAUUUGGGCUUUCUUUUACUUGGCCUCGCUCAAUAACACAUCAUUUGGCAUAACAAGCUUUAGCGCAGUGUGUCCAUACUAAACGUCGUCAGUAGACUAGAAAAUAACGCGUCUGUAAUAAACAAUGUAACUUUCAGAACAGACAGAAGGGUAACGUCAAAUGUGGUCUACCCCAAAUAAAUACUUUUAAUUCGUUUUCGUGUUUGUAAUAUGGACAGUCAAUUUGAAUAAUUAAAAUGGUAUAUUGCAUUUUGAACAAAACGUGAUAAUACUAAGGAAAUUCAUGUAUUACAGCGCCCUCCUGUGUUCAGUGGCGUAACUAUUGCAAUACCACCAUCUAUUGAUAACUUUUAGCAUUAAUAUAUUACGCUCUUUAAAAUAGUUCAUAAAUUUGAUACUAGAUGGCUGUUUUUACAAAAGUAUUCAUCCUUGCCAAUAGAUGGCGCUAUAGAACGUAUUGUUGUCAAAUGGAGACUUGUUCCCAGAACUACUGCUGUGAUGCAAAUAGAAAAUAAUUCACAUGCAAUUUUUUAAAUAUUGCUUUCGUAUAUAAAUAAAGUUAUUAAUAGUAUGGUACAGACGUGUGUCAAGCAUUUAAUUCAGUAGAAUAAGAUAUUUGUAAGGCAUAAAAGUCAGGACUCUACACUUGACCCUGUUAAGAUUUAAAUCAAUUCGGUGUGUCAAACUUGGUGUGUUCUUGACUGUAUUCCGUUACUAGGUAUAUUGUCUAUUAAUAUCUAUGAUAAUGUUCACUGCAACUUAUUAUGAUAUUUGUAGGCACCUAAGAAUUGGACAAGUUAGUACUUUAGUUAGGAUUAUUUACAAAUGACAAAUCACUAUCAAAAAGACGAAGAAAACGACCGCAAUCCAAAAGUAACCCUCAAAGUGCGUUCACACGCAUGACUUCACGCAGCGCGCACGUGGCAGUAACGAGCUCUGCGCGAGUGUGAGCGCGCCUUAUUGGCUUCGUUCGAAAUUUGAAUUGUUCUUUGUUCACAUUUUUAAUUGCUUGUUGUUUUUGCAACUUGGGUACUGAAAUCAAUAAAGAACCUUCUAGAAGCAUUCAAUACGGUACACUUCGAUAUUUAAACAAUAUUCCAGUUUGUAGAGUUGAUGCAACACGUACUAUCUAUUAUUUCUUCUAUUUAUUAUCAACGUCAUUCCGGUCUUAGUUUCAGCAGUACAUUAAAUUUGUCGUGCUCUUUAAAACAAAAUAUGUGUAAAUAACUUCAGAUCUAUAAGCGACUGUACCUGUGCUAAGAAGGGCGCGAAAAUUAGUUCAAUUUGUCGCAAAAUGGCGCGCGAAUAACGAGCUGCCAGUAAUUACGGCCGAUGCCGACAGCGUUCCAAAUAUGAAUUUUAAAAACGAAGUUCCUUAAUUAGGAGGGACGCAAUUCGGAAACUUCGAAAACUUAAUAAUGUGGAGUUUUAGGUAUACCAGAAAGUUAUUCU
Molecule: messenger RNA, 1965 nt
Organism: Hyposmocoma kahamanoa
Lineage: Eukaryota; Metazoa; Arthropoda; Insecta; Lepidoptera; Cosmopterigidae
Gene: Rpb8
Product: DNA-directed RNA polymerases I, II, and III subunit RPABC3
Exons: 2
Coding region: 1-453 (150 amino acids)
Biological process (GO): DNA-templated transcription
Cellular component (GO): RNA polymerase III complex; RNA polymerase I complex; RNA polymerase II, core complex
Molecular function (GO): DNA-directed RNA polymerase activity
Source: RefSeq, a predicted model, not a curated record